Cyprinodon tularosa is the source of this 2977-nucleotide messenger RNA. It is a transcript of the gene ncam3, whose product is annotated as neural cell adhesion molecule 3. Bases 160 to 2247 code for a protein of 695 amino acids. The transcript is spliced from 17 exons. Lineage: Eukaryota; Metazoa; Chordata; Actinopteri; Cyprinodontiformes; Cyprinodontidae. The record is from RefSeq and is a predicted model, not a curated record. Gene Ontology annotation, cellular component: membrane. Gene Ontology annotation, molecular function: protein binding. Gene Ontology annotation, biological process: cell adhesion.
GCAGGACAGGAAGCUGAAGGUAUCCUACCAUUUGUUAGAGUAAGUUACCAAUAAUUGAGCAAACACCUGCUUAGAAAGAUUUCAGCAGUUAGUGUUGCAUCUGACAGACGUUUUCGGACCCGAAGCCUUUCUGGAGUGAUAAUCUGCCACCAGUAGAAGAUGCUGAAGCAAUCAGCCAUCAUCUUACUGCUCCUGCCGCUGGUAUUCAGUGCAGGUAAAAGCAUAACUGUGGAAAUCAUUUCCAGUAAGCAAGACUUCAAGGUUGGGGAGCAAAUCCUGUUGGUGUGUAAAGCCACCAAAGACGGAGACAUGACAUGGUAUAAAGAUGGAGAAGAAAUCGACGAUGAUGAAAUUAUCUCAAAAGUAGACUACUCUACCUCCAAACUGAUCAUUAAGAAAGCCAGCCUAUCAGAUGCAGGAACCUAUACCUGUAAAUAUGAGUCUGAUGAAGGAGACCAUCGCAAUGAAGAAACAGUUCUGUAUGUUUACGAUGGUCCAUAUUUCCAUGGAACCACCACCUACCAUGAGUUUCUGGAGGGAGCAGACGGGGUGGUGCCGUGUCUGGUGACUGGCCAGCCAGCAGUGGAAGUUCACUGGAUUAAAGACAAGGAACUGAUCCCUUCUAUAUCUGGAAGGCGCAUCCACAAGAAGUCCGAUAACACGCUCCACAUUGAGAAAGUGAAAAGGGAUGAUGCUGGGACUUACAUAUGUCAGGCCCAGAUCAAAGGGAGACUCAUUGUCCAAGAGCUUCCUGUCUCUGUUGUUGUUAAUGCUCCUCCCACGGUGCACAUCAGAGAGGAGGUGAAAAAAGUGAUUGCGGGGCCUGAAACCAAUGUGUCGUUGUUAUGUUUGGUUGGUGGUAAGCCAAAACCCAACAUCACUUGGACAAUGCCAAACGAUUUUGAUCCUUCACGUCACAUUUUCAACUCGGAUCGGAGCCAGCUCACCAUCCAGUCUGUCGUCAGGGCCGAUUAUGGGGAGUACGCCUGCACAGCAAAGAACAAGAUCGCUGAGAGCAGUGCUACCUUUUUCCUGCAUGUCUUUGAACCUCCAGAGGUGUUCAUCUCAGAAGAUCAACACAGUGUUAAUGUGGGUGAGCGCGUAUCUGUGUCCUGUAAUGUGACUGGCCACCCUCAGCCUGAACUACACUGGAUCAACAAGCAAAAUGGACAAAGACUGGAUUCGAGUGGCCGUAUCCAUGUGGUGGAUGGGACGCUGGAGAUUGAGGAAGUGGUGCCCUCUGAUGGGGGACGGUACUCCUGCAUGGCUGUCAGUAGUUUUGGAAAUGCAUCAAGAGAUGUUGCAAUUCAUACCCAACCCGGUCCACCACAUUACUUGACGGUCGUCCCAGGUCCAACCUCUGUGUUAUUUACACUCAAAACCUUCCCCAUCAAUGGAGGAACACCAAUUAAAAGUUUUGUUCUGCAGUGGAGGAAAAAUGAGAUGGAAAAGUGGGAAGAGACAAAAGUUUCAGCUUCAGAUAAUUUAACUAUCACCAACCUAAAGCCUUACACCAAGUACACAGUUCGUAUGGCUGCCGUGAAUGAAGUGGGACAGGGGCUGUUCUCAAUGGAACGCCUGGUUCGCACCGAGGGCAAACAAGGUGAACCAGACAGUCCAGCUUUACCCAUUGAUCAGGCAGAGGUCAAGGGAAACUCCUUCUCUGUGCCUAUUGAGCAAACUGAUAAUGGUGGAUCCCCUCUGCUGCACUUUAACAUCCAAUACAAACAGGAUACAGAAGAGAGCGCAUGGGAAAAAAUGCAGCUGCCCUCUGAUGCAAAAUCUGUCCAACUGAAAGACCUGGCCUUUGGUUCGGACUAUUACUUGGAAGUCUCAGCUGUUAAUUCUAAUGGCUCCUCCAUCCCUGCAGUGUUCAACUUCACGACUGCUGAUGAGCCUGUAAGCAAAAUGACCAAAGGCACAGUGGUUGGCAUUGUUAUUUUGAUCUUCCUGGUGGUGUACCUGGCUGUAGAUGCCACCUGCUGCUACAAAAACCGCUGCGGCCUGCUCAUGGCCAUUGGAGGGAAGCUGUCCUCGUGGAAAGAUCCAGCCCUCAAAAAGGUUGAGGAAGGAGAUGUGAUAGCUAAUGGAGCCGUAACCCUAAAGGGUAUGUCCAUGAAAAGAGGCAGUAUGACGCAAGCAGUGAUUCAGACAAUCAGCAAAGAGGCGGGGAAGCUCACGGAGGUGACCUGCGACAAAGCCCCUCUCACCAAAAACGAGAAAUUACAUCCCACAACUGAUCCCUGAGGUCUUAUAAAGUGAAGGAAGAAGAUUGAAAACUACAGACAAUAUGUUGCACAGAAAGCUAGAGAAGAAGACUGUGGAUCCCAGCUGCUGUGGGAGAAAUCAAACACUCUAGAAUGGAUGGAUUAGGACUGAUAAAGAUUAAUUGAUCCUGCCCUCUGUGCUGUUAGCGCGUAGCAGAUGUUAGCCUUGCUGCUAGCUUAAAUUUAUACGCGUUUGUUCUCCAACAGGCAAAUAAUGAUGUCUGUGUUUUACAGGGUAAAUGUUUUGUUAUUCUUUAAUCUUUACAACAGCUUUCGUGGAAGAAAAGAUUGAAAUUGAAGUGGCACAACGAAUGUUUAGCUGGUGCUUCUCGUAGUUUCACAGACAGAAUAAUCUUUUUGCGUUGCUAACAUCUUUAUUGCUAACAUUGUGCUAACAGCAGGAAACGUUACAAUAGAUCUGAUUUCUUUCUGAGUGUAUACUAAUGAAAACUAAUGUAAAAUAUGUCCUGUUUAUAUUUAUUAUUUUCUAACGUUACCUUUAUAAAAGUUUUUGUUUUAAGAGGGUUUGAAUACAUUCAAACCCAUGUUUAGCUUUAUUGCUUGCUCUUCCUUUAAGCAUGUUUCUGUGAAGACAUUUUGGAAAGUCAGCAUUGGCCAGAUUAGAAACAUUUAAUUAAAAGCAACUUACAUAAAUUUAAUAUCACAGCUACAAAAUGUGUAUUUUAGAUUAAUGCUACAAUUAUAAGCAA